This is a messenger RNA of Diuraphis noxia (Russian wheat aphid), 2591 nucleotides long. RefSeq lists its product as uncharacterized. The record is from RefSeq and is a predicted model, not a curated record. Gene Ontology annotation, molecular function: protein binding. Lineage: Eukaryota; Metazoa; Arthropoda; Insecta; Hemiptera; Aphididae.
AUUAUUAAUUAUUAAUUUUCUGUGUAGUGUGUUCCGUUUCCGUACUUACUACUUGUCUUCCGUCCAUGGUUCUCACUUCUCAUUCCACGUCUUACACAUUAGUUGUAUUAUAAUUCAGAACUACAAAAUACAAACCUAAGUUGUUAGAGAACUUAGAAGAGAACAAAACGUCAUAAUGAAUGUUGUGGUGUCCAGUGAAUGUAAAUUAAUAUACAAUUUAAUAUUAAUGUUAUAGUUGUUGAAGAUCGGAAUAAUAGAAAAUCGUAUCAUCUGAAUCAUCAUCGAGUAACCGUGUAUGCAUAUUAUUCUAAGUWCGAGACUUGCCCAUUGCCCGGUAUCAGUUGUCUUUGACACUACCGCUAACAGUAACACUAAUAAUAAUAAACAGUUUUCCCGACUCUUGCGCUUUCUCAAUAAAAAUACGUUCGGGUCUAACUUCUGGUCGAAUCUACAUCGUCGACUAUUUAUGGUUUCACGAACAGAUUUCACCUUUCCAUCUGACAAAUCUCUUAUCUCGCAGAGUACCGUCGCUGUUACCGCAAUGAACAGAAGAAAACUGAAAUUGGACAUGACACACUCUGCUUCAGAUGGUGAGUCUAAAGAAGUUGAAAAUUACGUUAGUAAUGUCAAAGAACAGAUUAUGAAUGCAACUGAACUUAAUAAUUCUGACAAUGUAUGGCAGGAAUGUUAUGAUGAUGUAUCAGGUUUUAUUUACUAUUGGAAUACCCAAACAAAUAAAGUCACAUGGGAAAAACCUGAACAUUAUGAAGCUGUACACAGUAUUGAAAAUCAAGAUGUUGAAAACAAGACAAAAAACUCCAGAAAACGGCUUUCAAGUGAUUCCUUACCUACCCUUGAUUCAAAUUUAUGUAAUGGUUCUAAAAAAUCUAAAUUAGAAUCUAAAGUUUUAAGUUCAUUGGUGGCUUAUGGAAGUGAUUCUAGUGAGGAUGAAAAUGAAGAUGAUAAGGAUCAAAAAACUACUAUACUUCAAAGGUUGCAACAAAAGGCUGAAAUGUUCAAACAAAAGGAAUUGGAUAAAUUAUCUAAAGCUAAAUCACCUGGUUUGUGUGAAACAAAUGGUCAGCCUGAUAUUUUAGACAUUAUAGACAAAGAAGUACCUCCAGAUUAUUUAGUAGAAAAAUCUAAUACAUCAAAAUCUUCAGAAAAGAAAACUACUGGUGAUAUACUUGAUAUUUUAAAAAGUGAAGUACCCCCUGAUUAUGUAGAUUCUAUAUCAAACAAUAAUACUGGAGAAGAAAAUAAAUUAAUUGUUCAGUUGGAUGCUAAUGCAAUUGGUAAACUACAUUCAAAAUCUAUUGAAAAUGAUUCAAAUUCUAAAUACCAUUUAAAUACCGAUGAAAAAAUAAACAAUUCGACUUCAGAUUCUUUGAAAGAAAAUUCAUUUAAAUCUAUUAAUCUAAUUGCUAAUUAUGGUGAAGAUGAUCUUGAAGAUUUAGAUGACCAAAAAAGCGAAUCAACUGAGAAAACACUUGCAUAUGUCCAAGACCCAUGUGCUAACRUUAAAAUUGGAUUUGGUUAUUCUGUCUCAUCCAAACACAAAAAUGGAGGUUCUAUCAAUUUUGUUAAAGGCGAAACAAUAAAUGUACAUGAUAAUCAUAACUUAAAUAAGAAUAAUGUUUUCAAAAAACAUGAAAAAGAUACUAUUAAAAACUUGGAUAUGAAAAAAUAUAAAAACCAUAUUGAAGAUUUGUCCUUACUGAUCUCAUCCAAAUUACAUUUUCUGUCAGAUUGUGAAAAUAGUGAAAAAAUGUCUUCAGUUCAAGUUAUGACUAUUAAAAUUGAUACUUUAAUGGAAGCAUGGAAAGAUAGUUGUUUGAAUGAUGAAUAUUUCUCAAAGUGGUUGGAUGAAAUGGCUAUUGAAUUAUGUACUUUAGAAGAGUCAGUUACACCGGACGGAUGGACAUGCCAAUGGGACAAAAUUAACACGCGGUAUUACUAUCAGAAUGAUGUUGAUGGCCGUACUCAAUGGCAAUAUCCAACCGAGGAAUCUGAAUGUACCCCUUCACCACCUAUGAUAUCUAAUUCAAGCACUCCUCCUCCUCCAAAUAUUUCCGAUCAAAAUUCUUGUCAUCCUGAACCAGUAGACAUGGAUAUCGAUGAAGAUAACCAUAAAGAAGACACAGAAAUUAUUGUUCCACCAAUCCCUGGAGACGAACUAUCAUAUGAAUUGAAUUCAUUUUAUGCCGAUCUUGCUCAGUUUGAAUCAAAACCAGCUGGACAAAUUGAAACAAUGAUUGCUGUUCCACCACCUGAAAUUAUUGAAACUGAGUCAAAAUUAAAAACACCUACUUAUACAUUAAAAAACACUCUUGAAGAAGAAAAAGAUAUUGUAAAACCAAAAAAGAAGAAAAAGGUAGGGAAAUUGGAUGUAGGUCUGGGAUUAAAACAAAAAUAUGUAUCGUCACUGGUACAGAAAUGGCAACAAAUUCAAAAUGAAAUCAAAUGACAACUGUUUUAUCACUCGCCCCUUUGUUGUUUUAGAUUAAUUUCUAAGUCUUACCAAUUGAAAUUUUAACAAUAUGUUUGUAAAUUAUGUAAUUACUUUAAGAAAUAUAUUAUAAUAUAAAUAA